GACGACGACGACGACGACGUGAGCGGCCAUCAGAGGAGGUCCAUGUGAGUAUUUUUGGCCACGUAAGCCAUAGUGCCGUUCCGGCUGUUACAGUGGAGAGUUCUUCGGUGUGGAUUUCCUAGAUCAGAUCAAGUGCUUUGCGAAGAAGGGAAUCUACGGUGCGGUGGCGAAAGUGGAAGACACGAACAGCGAGAUUCUCGAGGACCGCUAAUAAGAUGCUGUGGCCUGGGGUAGGGUUGCCAUGUACUGACAGUUCAAGAUGCUUUCCGUAGAAGAAAAUGAAGAAGAAAAGCGUGAUUCGGUUUGAACCUCUCUGUGAGGAACAGUAGGCGGGAUGCAACCGGAAUUCUUGGAUUGCAUAGUUUACGGCGUGUGAUUUGCAUUGCCGUCUUGUCGUGAUGUGAGUAGGCGGAGUGAGGUGCAUAGCAGGCGGUGUCUUUCCGUGUUUCAGUUUGUGAUGGAACCGUUUGAGAGGUUUGGAUAGUAGUUUUCUUCCGAUGGAUGGAUGACAUGUUGAAACGGUUGAACGAAGACGAUGGCUGUACGCCGUUUUGCUGUAGUUUGCACGCAUGGUGAGACAUUGUUCAUCGAUCAAUCCAGCCAGCGGCGAAAGACGAGUGGGAGUUAAUUUUAGCCAUUUCAUGUUCCAGCGUAGGAAGAUGCUCCAAGUGGAAUAAAAUCGUGUUCAUAGUGCAAUAGUGCCAGCAAACCCGUGCAAAUAAUCCAAACGAAGGGAAAAAAUGACCGGUAGACGGAGGCACAGCCGUAAUUAAACCUGAAAACGUCGGACGAAUUCUGUGCGCUUCUGUCGAGAGACACUUCCGAUUGAUUGAAGUGUUUGAUUGAAAAUUUAAAAUUUCAUUCCGGCUGCGAAAAGGAUGAGUUGGCCACGAUCGUAGUUGGCAUCGCCAAAGGUGGUUGCUUAGUGAUGUGCCGUGGUAACCGAUGGCAACGGGAUGGGAACUGGUGGCUUCCGGUUCGGUAGUGGUAAUGGGCCCAGUUCUGGUCAUAGUGGAGCGUUUUUUCACACGGGGAUGGGAAAGGCCUUGAACCGAAGACGACGAAGACGACAGCCGCAGCAGUCAACUGUGGCGAAACCACAUGGAGGAGGUUCGUUAUAGUGCACACAGCGCCGCCAGGAGGAACUCCAAAGGACACAAUAAAAGGUGCCGGGAGGGGCGGGGGUGCAAAGUGAAGAUGUGGUGGCAGCUGAUGGGAUUUGCGCUACUACACGCAUUUCAAGUGGGAUUAGCUGUGAAGGGUGGACACUCGAAAUCGAUGGCAGCCGGACGACUGGAGAACGUCACCCAAACUAUUUCUAGGAUAUUGGAAGGUUACGACAUUCGGUUGCGGCCAAACUUUGGCGGUGACCCACUACACGUAGGAAUGGAUCUAACGAUAGCUAGUUUCGAUGCAAUUUCAGAAGUUAAUAUGGACUACACGAUAACAAUGUACCUUAAUCAGUACUGGAAGGACGAGCGAUUAGCGUUCAACGCGUACUCGAUCUGGGGCCCGGACGUUCCGGGAUCGGGUUCGGGGUCGGCGGCUUCCGGUGGGACGCAAAUCGGCAGCCGGCAGUACGACCAGAACGGCGACAUCAUGAUUGAGGACGACGGCGCCAACGACGUCAUCACGCUGUCGGGGGACUUUGCCGAGAAGAUUUGGGUCCCAGAUACGUUCUUCGCCAACGAUAAGAACAGCUUCCUGCACGACGUCACCGAGCGGAACAAGCUGGUGAGGCUGGCCGGCGACGGAUCCGUCACCUAUGGGAUGCGCUUCACGACGACGCUGGCCUGCAUGAUGGACCUGCACUACUAUCCGCUCGAUUCGCAAAACUGCACCGUGGAGAUUGAGAGCUAUGGCUACACCGUAUCGGACGUUCUGAUGUACUGGCGGUCGACUCCGAUUCGAGGCGUGGAGGAAGCAGAACUGCCACAGUUCACCAUAAUAGGUUACGAAACUAAUGAUAGAAAAGAAAGACUGGCGACAGGAGAAUACCAGCGGUUGUCCUUAUCGUUCAAACUGCAGCGCAACAUUGGCUAUUUCGUGUUCCAGACCUACCUGCCGAGCAUCCUGAUUGUGAUGCUGUCGUGGGUAUCGUUCUGGAUCAACCACGAGGCCACUUCGGCCAGGGUGGCACUUGGGAUUACCACAGUGCUGACGAUGACUACGAUUAGUACUGGAGUGCGGAGUUCGCUGCCAAGGAUUAGUUACGUUAAGGCCAUCGACAUCUACCUGGUUAUGUGCUUCGUGUUUGUGUUCGCGGCCUUGCUGGAGUAUGCCGCUGUUAACUAUACGUACUGGGGUGCGAGGGCGAAGAAGAAAAGUAAAAAGAACAAGGAGGCGGAGAAGAAGGUUUCAAGAAAGCAGGAAAAUAGCGCCGGAUGUUCAUCCGAGGACAUCAUCGAGCUGCAGGACGUGCGCAUGAGUCCGAUCGCGUCGCUCCGAAAUCGGCACUACGCCAACACGACCUCGUCGUCCGGAGCGGACGCCGUAGAUCUAGCCAAAUUCCCUCCUAGCUUCCGGAUCGCUCGGCCCUACGGGUCCAGCACCCGGUCCAGUGGGUUACGGUACCGCGGUAAUCGAGGUAACAACCGGCCCAAGAUGCUGCACGCGAUCAAGCGAGGGGCAUCCGUCAUCAAGGCGUCCAUCCCGAAGAUCAAGGACGUCAAUGUGAUCGACAAGUACUCGCGGGUGAUCUUUCCGGUCAGUUUCGCGGCGUUCAACGCCGGCUACUGGAUCUUCUACGUGUUGGAGUGACCUUCCGCGAACUAACCGGAUACGUAAGUCACAGCCAACCCGCAGCAGACGGACCGAGGAUUUGUUCUAGUGAUAGCAGUAGUUCUCAAACUACCAACACCAUCGCCACCAUCCAUCAGUGCAAUUGUAGGGCAGUACUAGAGCUAGCUACUGGGAGUGCAUAGAAUGUGCGGGCUCUUUCCUCAAGUUCGCAGUAGAGUUUCAGGACCCUACCGAAAUAACAAAGUGAUAAAACGCAUGCACAUUCGAGAAAACAAUAAUCCUUCCGCUGCCGAGUUUAGACAUUUGACGCACCAGAGUUUUGACAUCCGGUUAGUUCAGAGCAACACCUUCCAAAUGAAAAAAAUAUGAAAAAAUGAAACACAAAAAACAUUAGUGAGAAAUAACCAAACGAAAAACCAACUUUCCUACGAUAAAAUCCGAUGACGACGCGACGCCAAGUAGGAAAACGAAUUGCAACUAGUUUUUAAGCAAGCUCACAAACUUUGAGAGAGAAAAUGAAACAAGCAAACAAACAUAUAUCCGUCAUAAUGAAUGGUAGUUGCGUUUUAGAAUCACCUAGAUUUGUCCAAGUAAAAUGGAAACUAAAAUUAAUUUGUAGGAGAAUGAAAAAUUUAAAACGAAGAAAAAAACAUAAAGGAAUGAUUGUGUGAGAGAUAGAGAAGAGUAUCCUAAAGCGUGACAGUAAAAACAAAAUCAUACGAAAGUAAUAAUCAUGAGACAACACAGCUCACUAAACAUCUUAGAUUCUAGCGGAGAUUAGGGCAUGUUGAGUACAACAAGCA
Messenger RNA from Aedes aegypti (yellow fever mosquito), 3545 nucleotides. RefSeq names its product gamma-aminobutyric acid receptor subunit beta-like (gene Lcch3). NCBI's taxonomy places the organism in Eukaryota, Metazoa, Arthropoda, Insecta, Diptera, Culicidae. Gene Ontology annotation, biological process: nervous system process; signal transduction; regulation of membrane potential. The coding region runs from base 1102 to 2760 and encodes 552 amino acids. The transcript has 9 exons. Gene Ontology annotation, cellular component: membrane; GABA-A receptor complex; synapse. The record is from RefSeq and is a predicted model, not a curated record. Gene Ontology annotation, molecular function: neurotransmitter receptor activity; extracellular ligand-gated monoatomic ion channel activity; GABA-A receptor activity.